GCAAACAUCGUAACCAAACUAUUGCUCCCUACGCACGCAACACGAAAGGUGAAAACGUAAAAUCGCAUAAAAGUUGUGAAAGGAUAGCAGAAGGGAACGCGAAUAUUUUUCCCCACCCCCACUAAUAGGUCAGUCUGAACACGUGCUUUUAAUACGACAACAUCAACAGAAACGCGCGCAAAAGAGAGAACACAAUAACAACUGCCAUUUCCAGUUGGUAACAUAAAACCUGAACGACAAAAAAGAGUAUAAGCCAAGAAGUUGUGUAAGCCGCGAUUCGAUUUCAGUUUAGUCGCAAUCGUUGCCCGGCUCGGUUACGCUCUCUUUCUCUCCAAUCUCCGCUGAAGCGCUCGCUUUGCAAAGGCCACAAUCUGGACGCUCGCACGAUCGCCUAUCGACCGCUGAACCUAGGCGGGCAGCCGCUUAUGGCUGCCGAACUGCCAACGUCGACGCCGAAUGGCGCUGGUAGCGAGUAUCACCUGCACCGAUCCAUCGACCAGCUGCGCACGCUCAGCCACCUCACCCAGCAGCAGCUGGUCCACGACUACAAGCCCUUCAACAUCAACGAGUUCCGCCAGAACGUUGAGCGUUUGGACUACUCGCGCAAGAACGGGCUGGUGCAGCAGCAGCAAAUAUUGAUUGACCAGCAGCAGCAGCAGCAGCAGCAACAGCAACAGCAACAGCAACAGCAGCAUCAGCAAUCGCAUCAGCAUGAUUCCGAGCAGCAGCAGCAGCAGCAGCAACAACAACAGCAGCAGCUGCUCCAUCAGCCGCAGCUAAAGGGCAACUACAGUGCUCCAAGCUCGCCGGCAACGCCUACUAAGCUCAGCGAACACCAGGAGCAAAAGUACGAUCCGAGUCGUCCGCCCUCUCGGCAGCAAGGUGGCAGCAAUGGCAGCAACGGCUCAUCGCCCGAGGAUCAGCGCCAGGGCGGGGAGCAGACGAAGCCGUACAAGUGCGCCUCGUGCAGUAAAUCCUUCGCCAACUCAUCCUAUUUGUCGCAGCACACGCGCAUCCAUCUGGGCAUCAAGCCCUACCGCUGCGAGAUCUGCCAGCGCAAGUUCACGCAGCUGUCGCACCUGCAGCAGCACAUACGCACGCAUACGGGCGACAAGCCGUACAAAUGCCGGCACACUGGCUGCCCGAAGGCCUUCUCGCAGCUCUCGAAUCUGCAGUCGCAUUCGCGCUGCCAUCAGACGGACAAGCCGUUCAAAUGCAACUCGUGCUACAAGUGCUUCGGCGACGAGGUGACGCUGCUCGAGCACAUACCCAAGCACAAGGACUCGAAGCAUCUGAAGACGCACAUUUGCCAGCUGUGCGGCAAGUCCUACACGCAGGAGACCUAUCUGCAGAAGCAUCUGCAAAAGCACGCCGAGAAGGCCGAGAAGCAGCAGCAGCGGCACACGACGCCGGCCGCCAAUCUACAGCAGCAUGUGCCAGCGGGCGGCAUUGGGCUGAAUCUGCAGAGGCAGGCGAUGAACGACGCUAAUGCCGCGUAUUGGGCCAAAAUGGGCGUUGAUAGCGCCGCCGCCACGCUGGCCGAGGCCAUACAGCAGCAGCUGCCGCAAGCCAAUGGCAGUUCGUAUGCCAACUUUGCGACACUUCAGCAUCAGCAGCAGCAACAACAGCAGCAGCAGCAGGAACUGCUGCAGCAGCAUCAUCAACGCCUGGCCAAUAGCGGCGGGGAUACGCCAGGGCACUCGCAAAGCCCGCAUGACGAGGCUGGCGAGGAUCUGGUGCUGCGCCAGAGCACGCCUCAGCAUCAUAUGCAACAGCAGCAACAGCAGCAGCAUCCACAGCAGCAGCAGCAACAUGCGACGCACGCUCAUUCCCCUGGACCAGGCACCUCGGCCUUCACGCCGCUGAGCGCCACCGUCGCACCACCGCCCUCGCAUCUGCAGCAGCAUCGAGCGCCGCCCGCAGCCACUGCCGCCUACCUGUAUCAGCAGAAYGCAGCCGCUGCUGCUGCCGCCGCCGCCUUUCCUACGCAGCUAAUCUCGCUGCAUCAGAUACGAAACUAUGCGCAUCAGCCGAGCACCGGAAUUUUGGCCAGCGACCAUUUGGCUCUGGGUCUCAGCACCGUGGCCAAGGAAAAGGCCCAAUAGUAUCGGGCGACCGGCCACAAACGGCAGCCGAAAGAGCAGCAGCUACGAUGACAGCGAAAGCAGCUUAAGUUAAGUUAGGGUUAAGUUAGGCUUAGCUUGGGCUGAUUCAGAGGGAGGGACAGCUGUCGAUGCCUGGUUUCCUCUAUGCGUCUCUGAUGAGGCUGCACAGCACGACUAAAAAAAUACAGGCGUCAACUGUGCUGCCCCAUCGUAGACAUAAACAGAUUUAGUAACUCCACACUGCCUCAAGAAUACAAAUAUACCUAUCAAUGUGACAGAUGCAUACAGCAAACCAGGCUUUGACAGCUGUAGACCGCAAGGAAACUACUUGAAGGUUAUUUUUAAAGCAAACUCAGGUUUUUCACUUAGCUUCUAGAACACACUAUAUAUACAUAAUUGAACUAUAAGCAAUAUUUACAAGCAAGAUUGAGGAAACGAGAUCACAAAACUCUAUUCAACUCGAAAUUUCUAUUGUUUCCAGUUGCAAACAGUUUUUUGUCCAUGAUAGAGAUAGUCCGUAAGCCUGUACAACAACAACCUAUAAUAUAUAGAGUAGAUCAUAGGUGCCGUACAAAGUACUGCGAUAGUUAUACAUCCAC
Molecule: messenger RNA, 2704 nt
Organism: Drosophila arizonae
Lineage: Eukaryota; Metazoa; Arthropoda; Insecta; Diptera; Drosophilidae
Gene: sqz
Product: squeeze
Biological process (GO): regulation of transcription by RNA polymerase II
Cellular component (GO): nucleus
Molecular function (GO): DNA-binding transcription activator activity, RNA polymerase II-specific; RNA polymerase II cis-regulatory region sequence-specific DNA binding
Source: RefSeq, a predicted model, not a curated record